AUGAUUUAUGAUUCAUAUGAAUUUGUUUAUGAUUAUGAAAAACAAGUGGGUCGUUUGACCUCAACAUCGAUUGAAACUUUAGAACACUUGUUUUAUCAACUUGAAAACAAAUUUAGUUGGACAGAAAAGGUGCCAAAUGAUGUCGAAUUGUCAUUUAUACUACAAGUUUAUGAUCAUUUUCAAAAUAAUGAAAGUUUAGUUCCUACGCCAUUUAAAUUUAUCAGUUCAAACACGAAUCAAGUCUAUAAAAAUUAUCCAUCAUCGUCAAUUCUGGGUGUUUUAAAAAGUACAAAUGGAGAAAUUCAAUUUAAAUUUGCGCCACCAACUAAAGAAGCAUAUAGUGAAGAUGAAACAUUAAUGGACAUGUAG
Messenger RNA from Didymodactylos carnosus, 369 nucleotides. Lineage: Eukaryota; Metazoa; Rotifera; Eurotatoria; Philodinida; Philodinidae. The record is from the annotation of a GenBank genome assembly.